Molecule: messenger RNA, 2292 nt
Organism: Oncorhynchus keta (chum salmon)
Lineage: Eukaryota; Metazoa; Chordata; Actinopteri; Salmoniformes; Salmonidae
Exons: 6
Coding region: 1-2292 (763 amino acids)
Source: RefSeq, a predicted model, not a curated record
AUGGAGGGGCUUUACACACUCGCCCUGUGUGCUGGAGGUGACGAGGCUGGGGGCAUCAGGACCUCAGCCCUCAAAACCCAGCUGCAGACUUCCAGCCCCAGCCCUCCAGACCUCAGCCCUCAAAGCCCAGCUUCAGCCCUCCAGACCUCAGCCCUCAAAGCCCAGCUUCAGCCCUCCAGCCCUCAAAGCCCAGCUCCAGCCUUCCAGCCUCAGCACUCCAGUCUCAGCCCCAGCCCUCCAGCCUCAGCCCUCCAGCCUUCCAACCCUCCAGCCUCAGCCCUCCAGCCCCAGCCCUCCAGCCUUCCAGCCCUCCAGCCUCAGCCUCAGCCCUCCAGUCUCAGCCCUCCAGCUCCAGCCCUCCAGCCUCAGCACUCCAGCCUCAGCCCCAGCCCUCCAGCCUCAGCCCUCCAGCCUUCCAACCCUCCAGCCUCAGCCCUCCAGCCCCAGCCCUCCAGCCUCAGCCCCAGCCCUCCAGCUUCAGCACUCCAGCCUCAGCCCCAGCCCUCCAGCCUCAGCCCUCCAGCCUUCCAACCCUCCAGCCUCAGCCCUCCAGCCCCAGCCCUCCAGCCUUCCAGCCCUCCAGCCUCAGCCCCAGCCCUCCAGCUUCAGCACUCCAGCCUCAGCCCCAGCCCUCCAGCCUCAGCCCUCCAGCCUUCCAACCCUCCAGCCUCAGCCCUCCAGCCCCAGCCCUCCAGCCUUCCAGCCUUCCAGCCUCAGCCCCAGCCCUCCAGCCUCAGCCCUCCAGCCUCAGCCCUCCAGCCUUCCAGCCCUCCAGCCUCAGCCCCAGCCCUCCAGCCUCAGCCCUCCAGCCUCAGCCCUCCAGCCCCAGCCUUCCAGCCCUUCAGCCCUCCAUCCCCAGCCCUCCAGCCCUCCAGCCCUCCAGCCCCAGGCCCAGCCCUCCAGCCCUCCAGCCUCAGCCUCAGCCUCAGCCUCAACCCUCCAGCCUCAGCCCUCCAGCCCCAGCCCUCCAGCCUUCCAGCCCUCCAGCAUCAGCCUCAGCCCUCCAGCCCCAGCCCUCCAGCUUUCCAGCCUUCCAGCCUCAGCCCCAGCCCCAGCCAGCUCCAGCCUCAGCACUCCAGCCUCAGCCCUCCAGCCGCCUCCAGCCCUCAGCCUCAGCCCCAGCCCUCCAGCCUCAGCCCUCCAGCCCCAGCCUUCCAGCCAUUCAGCCCUCCAGACCCAGCCCUCCACCUCAGCCUCAGCCCCCUCAGCCUCAGCCCUCAGCCUUCCAACCCUCAGCCUCAGCCCUCCAGCCCCAGCCCUCAAGCCUUCCAGCCCUCCAGCCUCCAGCCCCAGCCCUCAGCUUCAGCACUCCAGCCUCAGCCCCAGCCCUCCAGCCUCAGCCCUCCAGCCUUCCAACCCUGCAGCCUCAGCCCUCCAGCCCCAGCCCUCCAGCCUUCCAGCCCUCCAGCCCUCAGCCUCAGCCUCAGCCUCAGCCUCAACCCUCCAGCUUCAGCACUCCAGCCUCAGCCCCAGCCCUCCAGCCUCAGCCCUCCAGCCUUCCAACCCUCCAGCCUCAGCCCUCCAGCCCCAGCCCUCCAGCCUUCCAGCCCUCCAGCCUCAGCCCUCCAGCCCCAGCCUUCCAGCCCUUCAGCCCUCCAGACCCAGCCCUCCAGCCCUCCACUUCAGCACUCCAGCCUCAGCCCCAGCCCUCCAGCCUCAGCCCUCCAGCCUUCCAACCCUCCAGCCUCAGCCCUCCAGCCCCAGCCCUCCAGCCUUCCAGCCCUCCAGCCUCAGCCCCAGCCCUCCAGCUUCAGCACUCCAGCCUCAGCCCCAGCCCUCCAGCCUCAGCCCUCCAGCCUCAGCCCUCCAGCCUUCCAACCCUCCAGCCUCAGCCCUCCAGCCCCAGCCCUCCAGCCUUCCAGCCCUCCACCUCAGCCCCAGCCCUCCAGCUUCAGCACUCCAGCCUCAGCCCCAGCCCUCCAGCCUCAGCCCUCCAGCCUCCAACCCUCCAGCCUCCAGCCCCCUCCAGCCCCAGCCCUCCAGCCUUCCAGCCUUCCCUUCCAGCCCCAGCCCUCCAGCCUCAGCCCUCCAGCCUCAGCCCUCCAGCCUUCCAGCCCUCCAGCCUCAGCCCCAGCCCUCCAGCCUCAGCCCUCCAGCCUCAGCCCUCCAGCCCCAGCCUUCCAGCCCUUCAGCCCUCCAUACCCACCUCAGCCCUCCAGCCCCAUCCUCCAGCCUUCCAGCCCUCCAGCCUCAUCCUCAGCCCUCCAGCCUCAGCCCUCCAGCCUCAGCCCUCCAGCCUUCCAGCCCUCCAGCCUCAGCCCCAGCCCUCCAGCCUCAGCCCUCCAGCCUUAG